This is a messenger RNA of Xiphias gladius (swordfish), 1437 nucleotides long. RefSeq names its product MORN repeat containing 3 (gene morn3). The coding region runs from base 157 to 900 and encodes 247 amino acids. The transcript is spliced from 6 exons. Lineage: Eukaryota; Metazoa; Chordata; Actinopteri; Istiophoriformes; Xiphiidae. The record is from RefSeq and is a predicted model, not a curated record.
AUGCAGCGAAGCGGACGGCUUCCCCCCAGUCUCUCCUCACUCAGACUGACUGGCCACUCAGGCUCGCUUUUAAUUGGACUGCACGGAGCAUGCGCACAUGGUGAACCACUGCCAGGACAACUGUUAUAGCUAAACCAAGGAAUAACCUGCAGACGCAUGGUUUUCAUCAAGGUACCUCCAGCCAUGCCAUAUAUUAAAACACCUAAAAAAAAUCCGCCAUUCUCAACACUGUUGGAUAUUAAGUCACAGAAAUGUGGACUGCGGGGCACAGUUUUCUCGGUCGGUGGAAACGAAUACACUGGAGAGUGGCAGGACAACAAGAAGCAUGGAAAGGGAACUCAGGUUUGGAAGAAGUCUAGUGCCAUCUAUAAUGGAGAGUGGAAAUUCGGAAAACGUGAUGGAUAUGGUACCUACAGUAUACUACUCCCAGGAACAAGAGAGUAUGAAAGGAGGUACUGCGGAAGAUGGAAAAAUGGAAAGAAGCAUGGGUAUGGGACUUACUUCUACAAUAACUCAGCAGUUUAUGAAGGGGAGUGGAAUGAGGACCAUAAGAGUGGCUGGGGAAGAAUGUACUAUGAGAAUGGAGAUAUCUACGAGGGAGAGUGGAUGAGGGAUAAGAAUCACGGGCAGGGCAUCAUUCGAUUUGCAAAUGGAAACUGGUAUGAAGGCACCUGGCAAGAUGGCAAGAAGAACGGUAAUGGAAAGUUCUACUAUUGUGACAAAGGCCAGCUUUAUGAAGGCUUCUGGGUGGACGGGGUAGCAAAAUGUGGGACCCUGUCUGAUUUUGGGAGGGAUGAAGCACCAACCCCCACGAAGUAUCCAAUUCCACAGAUACAACUGGUGGAUAUGCAGUUGGUUUUAAGGGAAGCCCAAUCAGCCUACCUUGAUCAGUAUGGAUGAACAACAAGAAGAGGAUCAACAGCAAGUUUCCACCCCUUCACACAAACAGACAAACAGUAAAAGAAGAAGUGGAAAUAUGGUAUUCAGCAUCCUCCGUUUGUCAAAAUAAUUGCACCCUAAUCAUUUCUUGUUUGCCGUGGAGCAAACCAAAAUCACCUGAUAUUUCAAAUGUGUUGAAAGCAAAAGUGAUAAAAUUUAACACGUUAAUCCCAUCUACUACUUAUUAAGCAGAUGAUCAAACACCUGUGAUGAUAAUAAAAGGCUUGCUGCUAACUGUCUAUCACAUUAUGGAACUGUUAAAAAUCUAGGGUUCUUAACAUAUCAUCAAACUAUCUAUGUGAAGAAAAAUAGCUAAUGAUAUGUCUAAUUACCACAUUCACUACAUCAGACCUGUUUGAUAGUAAUGCAAACACACAACCAAAGGCUAUCAAAGCUGGACAUGUGAUAAAUUCACCACUAGAAAUAUCCAAAUGACAAUACUCUUAUUUUUUUUGUUGUAGUGGCUGUUCAAAUUUUAGGCUUUACUGUAUUUUCUAU